This is a messenger RNA of Triticum dicoccoides, 391 nucleotides long. Its product is annotated as peptidyl-prolyl cis-trans isomerase Pin1-like. The record is from RefSeq and is a predicted model, not a curated record. Gene Ontology annotation, cellular component: nucleus; cytosol. The transcript has a single exon. Lineage: Eukaryota; Viridiplantae; Streptophyta; Magnoliopsida; Poales; Poaceae. Bases 14 to 391 code for a protein of 125 amino acids. Gene Ontology annotation, molecular function: peptidyl-prolyl cis-trans isomerase activity.
GAGGAAUGGAGAGAUGGCGUUUGCGGCGGCGGGAAAGGAGAUGGGGCGGGCGUCCUACAUCCGGCUCAAGCACGGGGAGGAGCGGCGCGAGGCGUCCUGGAAGGCGCCCGAGGGCCGGAUCUUCUCCGCCACCACGCGCACCGAUGUUGCCGCGCGCCUUGGCGAGCUCCGCGACCAGAUCCUCGCCGGUUGCGCCUCCUUCACCGACCUCGCCGCACAGCACUCUGACUGCUCCUCCGCCCGCCGCGGCGGCGACCUAGCUACGCUUCCACUUGCCCCACUUACGCGCUUUGCAGGCUUUCAUAUAGGGUCUCUGAUCAUGGCAAACCGGAAGCACCAGCCCAGGAAGAGCUCGACAGCGUGGAGGUCCUCCCCAGCCAGGAGUACGUGA